AUGGGGAGUUUUUGGGUGCUUGUCGCCCGUCUUCUUGGGGUCACGACUCUAUCAACCUAUGAGGGACUGGACCGCUCUCAAUCACCUUUGCAGCUCACAGAUUCACAUUCGCACGUUGAGACCAGCUUGGUACCUACCGCAGCCAAAGAUCCUCUCCACUUCAGACCACCAGGCCACCGACAAGACAAAGGUAAUGGUUUCGACUUCAAAUGCGACUACCGCAAGAUGGUAGGAUGGGAAAAAUGCUCGACUCCUGAAGAUCGCUCAUGCUGGCUCGUCAACAAGAAGACAGGAGAAAGAUUCGACAUCAACAGCGACUAUGAGAAUUAUUAUCCAACCGGUAAAACACGCGAGUACUUCAUCACUGUCGACAAGUCGAACAUCACCGCCGACGGCUACACAUUUUAUGGAGCGACAGUCUUCAAUGAAACUUACCCAGGGCCUUGGAUCCAAGCAUGCUAGGGCGAUACUGUCAAGGUCCAUGUCCGUAAUCUCAAUCCGGACCGCGGCACCAGCAUUCAUUGGCACGGCAUUAGGCAGCUCAACACCAUGCACAUGGACGGUGUGAAUGGAAUCACCCAGUGCCCCAUCGCACCAGGGAGCACUUUCACCUAUGAGUGGAAGGCGGCAGACAUCCCGCUCCUGAUGACAGACUGGAGACAUGGCAGCCUAUUUCCAGUUGGAAACAUGCUCAAGGAAAGAUGGAUCCAGAGCAUCUUGCUGAACGGGAUCGGGAACGUGACCAAAUUUGGGGCAAGGAAAGUUCAAAACACGAGUAAGAUUCCGAAACCUUACACUCUUACGUUCACAGCGGACAAAGUGUAUGAGGAUGAGCCGUCCGAGCUCGAGGUUCCGAACUCACGUCCCAAACGAUACCUGCUGCGACUCAUCAACACCUCGAUUGGAUCCACCUUUAUCUUCUCCAUCGACAACCACCUGCUUUCCAUUGUCAGUGCUGACUUUGUUCCCAUUUACCCCUACCUCAACUCGUCGAUUCUGGUUGGAAUCGGUCAACGAUACAAUGUUAUUGUCGAAGCAAAUCCAAGGAACAACACCAAACAGCCCCUUGACAGCAACGGAAACUACUGGAUCAGAACGUGGGUCACCCCGGACUGCGGUGCUGGUGUGGCCAUCAACAAGGACAGCAAGGAGACAUACAUGCAAACGGGAAUUCUGCGUUACAACAAGAGCAGUACGGAGGAUCCAGAAUCAAAACCAUGGGCAGAUAUUUCCAUGGCCUGCUCGGAUGAGACUGCCACCAGCUUGAGGCCCGUGCUGCCCUGGGUUGUUGAGGAUCCGAUCAAUGUCAUGUCAACAGAAAGCAAGAUUCAGCACAUGGCCGUGAUCAGCGGCCCACCGGCUGAUCCGAUUCCGAGUUUCCCCCAGGCCUCCUAUUCUUUCAGAAACGUAUCAGGGGGUAUCAAUGGCCCCAAUCCACUCCAGAUCAACUUCAGCGACCCAGUGUUCCUCAACCUGGACAACGACGAGCCAUUCAAGAACAAGCUCUGGGAAAUCUACCCCGAAGGCCGCCCCAACCAAACCGACUGGGUAUGGCUAGCCAUCACCGUGGACUAUUCUCCUUAUGGAGAUGCCAGUGCCCAUCCGAUCCACCUGCACGGACAUGACUUUGCCAUCCUCCAACAGGCCGAAAAAACCACCUACGUCCCUGAGAACAUCCAUCUGAACCUCAUCAACCCGCCUCGUCGUGAUGUGGUGCUGAUGCCUAAGAGCGGCUUCAUUAUCAUUGCCUUCAAGGCUGACAACCCGGGCGCGUGGCUCCUUCAUUGCCAUAUCGCCAGUCAUGCCUCCCAAGGUCUGGCCCUGCAGAUUCUGGAACGUCAGGCCGAUGCUGCUGCCAUGUGGCCGAAGGCGAGUCCCGCUGCGCAGACUGCCGCUACGCUGUGCAGCAGUUGGGACUCUUGGGUUGCUGCGUCUUACACGUCCACGCCGACGCCUUUGCCUGAUGAUUCCGGAAUUUGA
Podospora anserina S mat+ is the source of this 1980-nucleotide messenger RNA. The record is from the annotation of a RefSeq genome assembly. NCBI's taxonomy places the organism in Eukaryota, Fungi, Ascomycota, Sordariomycetes, Sordariales, Podosporaceae.